Molecule: messenger RNA, 1119 nt
Organism: Camelus dromedarius (Arabian camel)
Lineage: Eukaryota; Metazoa; Chordata; Mammalia; Artiodactyla; Camelidae
Gene: SPATA24
Product: spermatogenesis associated 24
Exons: 6
Coding region: 56-673 (205 amino acids)
Cellular component (GO): cytoplasm; nucleus
Molecular function (GO): DNA binding
Source: RefSeq, a predicted model, not a curated record
ACGGUGGUGAGGCAGCCCCCGGCAGCCAUUUCCAACGAGCUGGCGGGGGUGAAAGAUGGCGACACCCGUCGGGUGGUCGCAGGGGGGGUCAGGAUCGGUGUGUCUCGCCUUCGAUCAACUGCGGGACGUGAUUGAGUCUCAGGAGGAACUGAUCCACCAGCUGAGGAACGUGAUGGUUCUCCAGGAUGAAAAUUUUGUCAGUAAGGAAGAGUUCCAGGCAGUGGAGAAAAAGCUGGUGGAAGAGAAAGCUGCCCAUGCCAAGACCAAGGUCCUCCUGGCCAAGGAAGAGGAGAAGUUGCAGUUUGCCCUUGGAGAGGUAGAGGUGCUGUCUAAACAGCUGGAGAAAGAGAAGCUGGCCUUUGAAAAGGCGCUCUCCAGUGUCAAGAGCAGAGCCCUGCAGGAGUCCAGCAAGAAGGACCAGCUCAUCACCAAGUGCAAUGAAAUUGAGUCUCACAUUAUAAAGCAAGAAGAUAUACUUAAUGGCAAAGAGAAUGAGAUUAAAGAGUUGCAGCAUGUUAUCAGCCAGCAGAAAGAGAUCUUCAGGAAUCACAUGUCUGACUUCCGGAUCCAGAAGCAGCAGGAGAACUAUAUGGCCCAGGUGCUGGACCAGAAGCAUAAGAAAGCCUCAGGGACGCGUCAGGCCCGGAGCCACCAGCGUGCCAGGGAAAAAUAAAAUGGCCGUCGCCUUUCUGUUCUCUGGCUGUAAUGCCCGACCUCUGCCUUCUCUGCUGUGGAAUCCCCAUCCUGACCCUUCCUAUCCCUGUGGGUAACCUCCCUCAGGCCUCACCAGUGGCCCAAGCCCCAGGGAAGAGGCAGGGUAAGAGGCAAAAGACACUCUUCUUCCUUCUCCCUGCCUGCCUUUUGGACUUGGGUGACCCAAGUGAGAAUCAAGUUACCAGGGACUGGGUGGGGAACAGGCCUUGGAUCACCACCUGCCAGGCCACUCCUGGGCUCAGAAGUCUGAGGAUGCUGCUCAAGUCUCCAGCACCUGCUACUUCCCUCAGGAAGCAGUGGCGGUCCAUGGAGGUACACGGCUGUAGAAUAGGGAAGGAUUACUUGGUUGUCUAGUAGGCAUUGGCCUUUUGUACUCUUGGUAUUAAAUCCCUCCAUAUGUAAACA